AUGUUCAAUCAAAUUGAGAUCUACCGCGGUGUAUCAGGCUUCCAUUGGGACAAUGUUCGUGGGGCUGGGAUUGAGGGAGUUGCUGCUGCGAGCGUCUGGGAUGCAUAUGUGGCCCCAAAGUCCCGAAUUGCAAUGUGCCCCUUUCGCAACAAAGGAUGGCCUCCGUACAACGACAUGCAGGCCAUCUUGGGCGAAAACAGCGGUGCUCGUGGACACCACUCCUUCCACCCUGCUACUGCAGCCCCCGCCUCUAUCGCUGUAGACGAUGUACUCAAUGGUCCAGAUGGAGCCCUUGAUCUUCUCAACAUGGACGUAGGGGGCAGCAUCUCUGGCACCGCUCCUGGUGGCUCCCAGUCGAGUAAGCGCCUGCGCACAAACACUUUGCCCGACUCUCUUGAGACCGCAUCAUACAAUUCUGGUGACAUGUCCUGUCAUCCUAAUAGUCACGAGUCACCAUCCCUCCCACUUUCAGCAACGCUAGUAGUACCAUCAUCCCAGAUCGCCGCAAAGAUCACUCCAGUGGCUGCAGUGAUGAAUAUGCAAGGUAGUAUUAAUCGCCUGACUGACGCGAUCGAGAGAAACAUGGCCCCUCUGCCUGACCCAUCAGCUCCCCUGCCAGCUCCUGUCGUACCAACCAUGAUCUCCCAUGGCCUGGCAAUGAUGCGCAGUGUAGAUGGGGAUCUGUCGGUUGAUCAAAGAGCCAGCCUCCUGCGGAUAUUUUCCCGUGCAGGAGGGGAUAACAAUCUUGCUGUUUAUGUUGGGCUGAACUCGGAUGAUGACUUUGAUGUGCGCCGUGCAUUUAUCUCACAACUCCUUGAUGAGUCUAUGUAG
Messenger RNA from Suillus fuscotomentosus, 831 nucleotides. RefSeq lists its product as uncharacterized. The record is from RefSeq and is a predicted model, not a curated record. Lineage: Eukaryota; Fungi; Basidiomycota; Agaricomycetes; Boletales; Suillaceae. The transcript is spliced from 3 exons. The coding region runs from base 1 to 831 and encodes 276 amino acids.